Molecule: messenger RNA, 481 nt
Organism: Rattus rattus (black rat)
Lineage: Eukaryota; Metazoa; Chordata; Mammalia; Rodentia; Muridae
Product: hemoglobin subunit beta-H0
Exons: 3
Coding region: 38-481 (147 amino acids)
Biological process (GO): hydrogen peroxide catabolic process; oxygen transport
Cellular component (GO): haptoglobin-hemoglobin complex; hemoglobin complex; blood microparticle
Molecular function (GO): oxygen carrier activity; peroxidase activity; oxygen binding
Source: RefSeq, a predicted model, not a curated record
CACCUGAGAUUAUUUCCAAGCUUCUAGACCUCACACCAUGGUUCACUUCACAGCUGAGGAGAAGGCUGCUAUCAUCAGCAUAUGGGAAAAAGUGGACUUGGAAAAACUUGGAGGAGAAACCCUGGGAAGGCUCCUCAUUGUAUAUCCAUGGACUCAGAGAUUCUUUGACAAGUUUGGAAACCUCUCUUCUGCUCCGGCCAUCAUGGGUAACCCCCGGAUCAGAGCCCAUGGCAAGAAAGUGCUGGUGUCCCUAGGCUUGGCAGUUGAGAACAUGGACAACCUCAAGGAGACCUUUGCUCAUCUGAGUGAGCUGCACUGUGACAAGCUUCAUGUGGAUCCUGAGAACUUUAAGCUCCUGGGUAACGCGCUGGUGAUUGUUCUUUCUUCAUACUUUGGCAAAGAAUUCACAGCUGAGGUGCAGGCUGCCUGGCAGAAGCUGGUGGCUGGGGUGGCCACUGCUCUGUCCCACAAGUACCACUGA